Molecule: messenger RNA, 2011 nt
Organism: Hypomesus transpacificus
Lineage: Eukaryota; Metazoa; Chordata; Actinopteri; Osmeriformes; Osmeridae
Product: sodium-dependent glucose transporter 1-like
Exons: 4
Coding region: 34-1602 (522 amino acids)
Biological process (GO): transmembrane transport
Source: RefSeq, a predicted model, not a curated record
GAUCUCUCCAGCGUCAGGCAUAACUUGACAGGUAUGUCUGUCUCAAUUGCUCAAGAACCCGUAAACAUCAAUGAUGAUGAAGAAGAAAUUAAGGAUGUAGAUGCUAACAACGACAAAGAGGAAGUUGACAAGGGGAAAGACGCGACAAUUGUUCAGAACGCAAGUCAAAGUAGUUUGAACCCAGCAUUUGAGGCGGUCGAAGUUAUAGACAGAGCAGCCAACGACAGUUCUUCGGGAACCUGCAGCCGCUGGAUGGUCACAUUGGCGCUCUGUUUGUCCUCCCUGGGACUGGGCAUGAGCAUUUCUGUUGUGGGCCCCACCUUUGAGGACCUGGCCAUCAAUGUCAACCAGGACAUCAGUAACAUCUCCUACAUUUUUGUAGGGCGUGCUGCUGGGUACUCUGGUGGCUCCUUAUUUGGAGGGAUUCUCUUUGAAUACUUGAACCCUCAUUUGCUGUUGGGAUUCUCCAUGUUGGUCACAGGAAUUGGCACGUGUGCCAUCCCUUUCUGUAAGAAAGCUGCUAUUCUCACUUUCAUGAUGUCCGGUAUCGGAGCCACUAUGGGUAUUUUAGACACAGGUGGGAAUGUCCUCAUCCUGAACACGUGGCGUAAGCAAGCUGGACCCCACAUGCAAGCAUUCCACUUCAACUUCGCUGUUGGGGCUUUCGCGUCGCCCAUCAUCGCCAAACUGAUUUUCGGAACCGACCGGAUCCCGCACAAAAACAUCAGCACGGUAGCCUUGGUAACCUCCCCGCCCUUAAUCGACCGGGUCUCCGAAACCCCCCUGAACUUUCUCUACGAAACCCAAAGCUGGACCACCGACCUCAAAUCCUUGUGGUCCUAUGUCGUUAUCGGGUCCUUCAUCUUCCUUGUUUCCCUCCUCUUCUUUACUAUGUACUGCCGGAGCACCAUGUCUCGUGACAAGCUCCAGACGCAAGCAACUGAGCCUCGGGUGUCCAAGCACCACAACGCUCUCAUCAUCCUGCUCUUCUGGUUCCUCUUCUGGUACGUGGGAGCUGAGGUUGCCUACGGCUCCUUCAUCUUCACCUUCGCCAAGGAUUACGCCCACAUGGAGCAGUCUCAGGCCGCGGUCCUUAACUCUUUAUUCUGGGGGAUGUUUGCAGCUGGCCGGGGCAUGGCUAUCUUCUUUGCGACCUGCAUGCACCCAGGCACCCUGAUCCUGCUGAGUCUGUUGGGCUGCAUGCUGUCCUCCCUGCUACUCACAUUCUUCAACAACGUGCAGCUGGUCCUCUGGAUCUGCACAGGGCUUUACGGUAUCUCCAUGUCCACCACCUUCCCCAGUGGAAUCUCCUGGGUGGAACAGUACACCACAGUGACUGGCCGCUCGGCCGCCGUGUUUGUGGUGGGCGGGGCCCUGGGGGAGAUGGUGCUGCCCGCUCUCCUGGGCUUCCUGCUGGGGACGAACAUCCGGGAUUAUCCCCUGCUCAUGUACCUGACCCUGGUCACAGCCAUCAUCACCGCCAUCCUCUUCCCCAUCAUGUACAAGUUGGCCACUGGCUCAAGCAGAAAACGCAGUGUCAAGAACCAGACCAAGGCUGAGAAUGACUACUGCCAAGCACAGCUAGACUCAGGGGCCGGAUGAAGAGAAGAAAGAGGAGGCCAACCAGUGGAAUUAAACAACAGGUCAAUUAAAAUUGCAGAGGCUCUUGUCGUAAACAAUUAUAACACAGUAUUAACAGUCCCAGAAGUGAUCUAUCUCUGAUGCUUGGUAGAUAGGUUGCGAUUUUACUCAAUGUAGAAGUGAGCAAGAACAGAAUUCUGGACAGUGUUUAGCGUCAGUGCCAUUGUGUCUUUGGCAAACACGAUUUUGUCAGCACAAUGUAAUAUUUUUACCGUGAAAGCGAUUUGUAAGAAGUAAUCCGCAAGUCUGAAUAUUGUGAUUAGACUCUAGGUUAGGGAGUAUUUUGUUCAAAACACUGUCUAAACCAAUGAAAUGAUUUACCUAUAUCUUACGAUCAUCAUCUCAACCAUAUUUUCAUUAAUCAGUGACA